AUGGUUCGCAUCGAGGCAUACGUUCCCUCAAAUUCUCCAAGGCUCAUUGGGAAAACUACUUCCCAGUGGAUCGUGAAGGGUGAGGGUUAUAGCAUCUCAGAGUUCAAGGCCGGGUGGAAAGGUCCAUGGGGCUCGCGGUCAGAAAAAACUUCUGAUGUGAGUGAAAGUAGCCACUGGCGUACUUCAACUACCUGA
Messenger RNA from Aspergillus fumigatus Af293, 195 nucleotides. RefSeq lists its product as uncharacterized. The transcript is spliced from 2 exons. The record is from RefSeq and is a predicted model, not a curated record. Bases 1 to 195 code for a protein of 64 amino acids. NCBI's taxonomy places the organism in Eukaryota, Fungi, Ascomycota, Eurotiomycetes, Eurotiales, Aspergillaceae.